This is a messenger RNA of Pocillopora verrucosa, 1167 nucleotides long. The record is from RefSeq and is a predicted model, not a curated record. NCBI's taxonomy places the organism in Eukaryota, Metazoa, Cnidaria, Anthozoa, Scleractinia, Pocilloporidae.
UAAACAGAAACCACGGUAAAAAGAGUUGAGAGGAGCUGAAGCAAGAAAGUGUUUUGAAAAUAAAAUGUCGUCAGAUGAAGAAAGCGUUGAGGACGAAGGAGUCCCCUAUUUAGGAGAAUAUGAAGGUGAUCGAAAUGAAGAAGAAGAAAGACAUGGAAAAGGAAAAGCUAAGCUGCCUAAUGGCGAUAUAUAUGAAGGAGAAUAUUCACAUGGCAAGAGACAUGGUCAGGGAACAUACAAAUUUCAAAACGGAGCAAGAUAUACUGGAAGCUACAUGAACGGUAUAAAACACGGCGAGGGAACAUUCCUGUAUCCUGAUGGCUCCAAAUAUGAAGGGUACUGGCUCAAUGAUGUCCGUCAUGGCCGCGGGAAAUACACCUACCCGAACGGGGACAUUUACGAGGGGGAGUGGGCCGACAACCAGCGUCACGGUCAAGGGGAGUACACGUACGUGGAGACCGGGUCUAAAUACCGGGGGAUGUGGGUCCAUGGGAAAAUGGACGAAGUCGGGGAAUUGAUUCAUGCUAACCAUCGGUAUUCCGGGGGAUUUUUGCAGGAUAAACCCAGCGGAAAAGGUAAAUAUGUGUUUGAUCACGGCUGCGAGAUGCGAGGGAGAUAUGAACUGGUUGAAGUUGUUCUUGAGCCUGACAACGAGGAAGAGGAAGCCAUCACUGUUGUUGAACCAAAGUGGAAAAUAGAGGAACUUGUACCACUGGAUUGAAAAUUUAGCGCAGGUUUUAGUUGAUCGAAGGAAGAAUGCGAGAAAACGUUUUAACAUUUCAUACAGGCAUAUUUUGCUCACAAACGGUAAUCAACCAAAAAUCGAUAGCCCUCCAAGACCCCAAAGACUUUUCAUUCAAUGUAUAUGAUAGUUUCGCAAAAAUAUCGGCCUCUUAGACAUUUAACAGGUUUUUAGGCUUUCUCGUCAUGUAAAUCGAAAGUCUUCCAUACAAGAACGAAUAUAACCCAUUUGAAAGGCAAAAAUCCCUUGAGUGCCGUUAAAUGAUCUCAAAAGAGACAACAAAGGGACUGGCUGAAAAGGGUUUAUCUUCUACUUAUAAUAGAAAAUAGAGUUCCAAUAACCGCUUUUUUUGUGGACUCCAUGUACAUUGUUUGUCGCAAUAGCGAAAUUGAUAUACGCGUCAGCUUGUCUGCUGGAGCAACAAC